Molecule: messenger RNA, 734 nt
Organism: Paramecium octaurelia
Lineage: Eukaryota; Ciliophora; Oligohymenophorea; Peniculida; Parameciidae
Source: the annotation of a GenBank genome assembly
AUUGAAUUCUGAUGAGUAGACAAGGGAAUUCACAAGAUUAUGAUUGGCUAGUUAAGGUUAUUGUGAUUGGUGAUUCGGGAGUGGGUAAGACGAAUGUCUUGUCGUAAUUUUGCGAUUCGAAGUUUUCGAUUACUCAUAUGACCACUUUGGGCGUGGAUUUUAAGAUCAAGACAAUUGAGGCAGAUGGGAAGAAGUUGAAAUUGCAAAUUUGGGACACGGCAGGUUAAGAGCGAUUCAGAACUAUAACAAAAACCUAUUACAAGGGUGCUCAAGGAGUAGAAAUCAUUAUUAAGUGUAGGUGAUUUUGACAUACAGUGUGAUUGAUAGACAGUCGUUUUAUAAUGUGGACGGGUGGUUGAAGGUAAGCAAAAGUUGAUUAUGAAAAGUCGAUUCAAGAGAAUACGAAUUCGAAUGAUGUGCAAUUGGUGUUGUUGGGCAAUAAGGCUGACAUGUCUGCAGAGAGAUAGGUGACUCUGGAGGAGGGCAUGAAGUUGUCACAACAAUUCAAUAUUCCAUUCUUCGAGACUUCAGCCAAGAGCAAUAUGAAUAUCAAUGAAGCCUUCCAAAACUUGUCGCAGAGGAUCAUUCAGACUCUCUCCAAGAUACAAGCUAAUGAUGAGACUCACAACCUCAAUAUAAAGUAAACAGGAGGAAAGGAGAAACCCAAAUCUGAUGUAUUAUAUUUAGAUUUGAUUAAUAGAUCUGUUGCUGAUAUUAUAAAUUUAUUAGACAAG